Molecule: messenger RNA, 684 nt
Organism: Daucus carota subsp. sativus
Lineage: Eukaryota; Viridiplantae; Streptophyta; Magnoliopsida; Apiales; Apiaceae
Product: receptor-like protein 34
Exons: 2
Coding region: 1-684 (227 amino acids)
Molecular function (GO): protein binding
Source: RefSeq, a predicted model, not a curated record
AUGUCUUAUAAUGACACUGUAACACUGGAAAACAAAGGGCUAGAGGUGGAGCAUGUGAAGAUUUUAACAAUCUACACCUCCAUUGACGUCUCUUGCAACCAGUUUGAAGGAAAUAUACCCGAGGCAAGGGGAAAACUCAAAAUGCUCUACCUACUCAAUCUAUCACACAAUGCACUUACAGGCUCAAUUCCAUCAUCAAUUGGAAACAUGAGACAACUUGAAGCCCUGAACUUCUCCGUGAACAAGCUUGGUGGAACGAUCCCUACGGAGCUUGCAAAUCUAACUUUCCCUUCAUAUUUGAACUUGUCAUACAAUAAACUCUCUGGAAGAAUUCCCACUGCAGCUCAGUUUUCAACCUUUGAAAAAGGAUCAUUUAAAGGAAGCAAGGGAUUAUGCUGGACUUUAUCAAGCAUUUCUUGUGAUGAAGCUGAAAGGAAACCACCAUCAGGGCCAGAAAAUGAUCAGUCUUCCAGUGACAAUAUUGAGUGGGACAAAAUAUUUGCUGAAAUUGGUUUCUCCGUUGGCUUAUGCAUUGUUGUAAAUGUAAUCUCUCUUUUGUUUUGCAAAAGAUGGAGAAGAUUUUACUAUCAACAUAUUUAUCGUGCUCUUACCAAGAUUUUCCGAAAAAAAAUCAGGGACAAAGAAGAGGGAACAGAAUCCAUAGACAAAGUACAUAGCCUUUGA